This is a messenger RNA of Salvia hispanica, 2455 nucleotides long. Its product is annotated as receptor-like protein EIX2. Gene Ontology annotation, molecular function: protein binding. The record is from RefSeq and is a predicted model, not a curated record. NCBI's taxonomy places the organism in Eukaryota, Viridiplantae, Streptophyta, Magnoliopsida, Lamiales, Lamiaceae.
GACUAUGAUUUCAAAAAAAGGAAUAGCAAUCAAAUUUGUUGUUCUUCUUCUUUCAUGUGUGUUUGUUUCAGGAGACGCAGAAGUGAGAUGCACAGAGAGUGAGAGAGAAGCUCUUCUCAGCUUCAAGAAUGGCCUUAUCGAUGAACAUGGUAUGCUCUCGUCGUGGCGAAGCAAUUAAUGCUGCAAAUGGCAUGGUGUUGAGUGCAGCAACACCACUGGCCAUGUCAUCACCCUCCAACUUAAUAAAGUCGGUUAUGAAGACGAUGAAUUGCAAAGUGAGGUUCGUUCUUCAUUGGUUGAGUUGCUUCAUUUAAUUAGUCUUGACUUUAGUAUGAACGAUUUUGGAGGCAUUCCAAUCCCACAAUUCAUUGAUUCCAUGAAACAAUUACAACACUUGAAUCUUAGUUGGUCUAACUUUUCUGGGACCAUUCCUCCCCAAUUAGGGAACCUUACCAAUCUACGCUCACUCGAUCUCUCACAUAACUCUUUGAGUUCCAAAUCUCUCACAUGCUCCAUUCCUCUAAGUAUUGGUCAACUCUCGGAGCUUCAAGUUCUAGAUCUUUCUUAUAACUCAUUGGAGGGUUUAGUCUCUGAGUCCCACUUCAUCAAGCUUGAUAAGUUAAAGUCACUAGAUUUAUCCUUCAAUCCAUUAUUGAUGUUGGAUUUUGCCCCUGAUUGGAGUCCUCCUUUUCAGUUGAAUUAUAUAUAUUUAGGUGGGUGCAACUUGGGCUCAUUUCCAAAAUGGAUUCAAACUCAAAUGAAUUUGUCAUACCUUGAUCUCCAUGGUGCCAAUAUAUCAGAUGAAGCCCCAAGGUGGUUGUGGAAUAUGUCUUCUUCAUUGCAUUACUUAUAUCUCUCCGACAAUCAAAUAAGUGGUACGGUUUUAAAUCUCUCAUCAACCUCCAUCAAGAUCAUAGAUCUUAGUUACAACCAAUUCUCAGGUCAUAUACCACCAUUUCCUGUCAAUGCUUCUAUUAUUUUAUUGAGUGGAAAUAUGUUCUCUGGUUCGAUUUCAUCUAUUUGCAAAACUCGCCAAGAGAGCCUUUACUACCUUGAUCUCUCCAAUAAUCAGUUAGCAGGAGAGGUUCCCAUCUGCUGGGAGAAAAUGUCCAACUUGGAGACCCUUAAUUUGGCCAACAACAGUUUUUCGGGUGAAAUUCCUCUCUCUUUGGGCGAUUUACAUUAUCGCAGGAUACUACAAAUGCAAGGUAAUAAUUUAUCUGGUGGAUUGCCUAAAAGUUUGAGACUUUGCCGAAGAUUGAUAUUCAUUGAUGUCAAAGGAAACAAGUUAACAGGAAAUAUCCCCACUUGGAUUGGCCAGCUGAAUAGAAUGUUCUUUCUAAACCUUCAUGGAAAUAGAUUUGGUGGCAGUAUUCCUCCCGAGAUAUGCAAUCUUACUAAUAUCCAAGUUCUGGAUUUGUCAAUAAACAAUCUAUCCGGUAUUAUACCUGAUUGUUUCAACAAUUUUACUUUCUUGUCUAGUAAAGAUGAGUCCAUAAACCUAAGUCCACCUCGAUAUAUUUUUGAUCGAACGUUAUAUGUCGGCUUAAAGAACAUAAAUCUUUUACCUCAUAUUGAGCACUACGGUUAUUCAUCACUUCAAUGGAAAGGCAAGGAAUAUGAGUAUUGGGAAAAUCUCGUGCUUCUCAAACUCAUUGAUUUUUCAAGCAAUAGAUUGAGCGGAAACAUCCCCAAAUCAUUUUCCUCUAUGAAAGGAUUAAUAUCCUUGAAUCUAUCAAGAAAUAGUUUAACAGGAUAUAUAAUUCCAGAUAUUGGUAAUUUGGAGGUGCUAGAUUCUCUUGAUCUAUCUCAUAACCAUCUUUAUGGCAAGAUACCUACAAGUCUGGCAGAAAUACACACUCUUGGUGUUCUUGAUUUGUCGAGCAACAAUUUAUCUGGAAAAAUUCCAACGGGUACUCAACUCCAGAGCUUCAAUGUUUCGUCUUACACGAAGAAUAAUGGACUAUGCGGCGACCCUCUACCACUGUGCCCCGAAGAUAGCUUGAGGCCAUCCACCACUAAUCCGGUGGAAAACAUGAAUAAGAAAGACGGUAGCAACUUCUCAUUUAUGCAAGAAGUUGGGAUAUCAAUGGGCUUUGGUUUUAUCUUUGGAUUUUGGGGAGUUAUUGGCUCAUUCAUACUGAAGAAAUCAUGGAGAAUUGCAUUCUUCAAGUUGUUCGAUGCUACUAGAGAUUGGUUCUACGUCAGGGGAUUGUUGUGUUUGUAUCCAAAUGGAGACAAAGCUGAAAUGCAGCGUUGAAACUACAUGCUCUAGAUUUGAAUCAAGGUGCACAAAAUCCAGGUUUGUGAUCUUUCUUUGUUUUACUGCAAUCUGAAUUUUUUUCUUCUCUUAUUAUGUAAGGGUCUAUGUAAUAUUACUAUGUUUUCAGUAUUUUUACUUUCAUUUGCAAACUUAUGUUGAUGAUUGGUAUGUAUUUGAUUCAAAUAAAUUUAU